AAGAUACAUCGGAGAAAAAAAGUUUUUAUUCGGCGCAUUAUUUCUAGUGGUAUGUUUAUUCUCUCAUUCAAAGUCAUAUGAAAAAAGAUUAAAAAGUAAUAAUAUUCUCUCUGAAAGUCUAGAGGUAUUUUAGAACAGUACCACUACGAUUCUCUUCUUCAUCCUCUUCAUAAUAUGCCGUUGUGGUGAUUGUUCAUAUAUCUAUAUGUACUCAGUCCUAUCGCCUAAGAGUCACGCUAACUUCUUAUUCUCUCUGAGAAGACAGCUUUAAAGAAAAAAAAAAUGGAGAUGAGACUUUUGAAAACUCACCUUCUGUUUCUCCAUCUUCAUUACGUUAUCUCGAUUUUGCUUCUGUCUUUCUCACCAUGCUUCGCUUCCACUGACAUGGACCAUCUCCUCACCCUCAAAUCCUCCAUGGUCGGCCCCAACGGCCACGGCCUCCACGACUGGGUUCACUCCACUUCUCCCUCAGCUCACUGUUCUUUCUCCGGCGUUUCCUGCGACGGCGACGCUCGUGUCAUCUCCCUCAACGUCUCUUUCACUCCUCUCUUCGGAACCAUCUCCCCGGAGAUUGGGAUGCUGGACCGUCUCGUGAAUCUGACGUUAGCUGCUAAUAAUUUCUCCGGUAUGCUCCCGUUGGAGAUGAAGAGUCUCACUUCUCUAAAGGUUCUCAACAUCUCCAACAACGUGAACCUCAACGGAACCUUCCCCGGAGAGAUUCUCACUCCCAUGGUCGACCUCGAAGUCCUCGACGCGUACAACAACAACUUCACAGGCCCACUACCGCCGGAGAUCCCCGGGCUCAAGAAGCUGAGACACCUCUCUCUCGGAGGAAACUUCUUAACCGGAGAGAUCCCGGAGAGUUACGGAGAUAUCCAGAGCUUGGAGUAUCUCGGCCUCAACGGAGCCGGACUCUCCGGCGAAUCUCCGGCGUUCUUGUCACGCCUCAAGAAUCUUAAAGAAAUGUACGUCGGCUACUUCAACAGCUACACCGGCGGCGUACCGCCGGAGUUCGGUGAAUUGACAAACCUAGAGGUUCUCGACAUGGCGAGCUGUACACUCACGGGAGAGAUUCCGACGACUCUGAGUAAUCUAAAACAUUUGCACACUUUGUUUCUCCACAUCAACAACUUAACCGGAAACAUCCCACCCGAACUCUCCGGUUUAAUCAGCUUAAAAUCUCUAGACCUCUCAAUAAACCAGCUAACCGGAGAGAUUCCUCAGAGCUUCAUCUCCUUAGCAAACAUCACUCUCAUCAACCUCUUCCGAAACAAUCUCCACGGGCCCAUACCUGAGUUCAUCGGAGACAUGCCGAACCUCCAAGUCCUCCAGGUGUGGGAGAACAACUUCACGCUAGAGCUACCGGCGAAUCUCGGCCGGAACGGGAAUCUGAAAAAGCUCGACGUCUCUGAUAACCAUCUCACCGGACUCAUCCCCGUGGAUUUGUGCAGAGGCGGGAAGCUGGAGACGCUGGUGCUCUCCAACAACUUCUUCUUCGGCUCCAUCCCUGAGAAGCUAGGUCAAUGCAAAUCGCUAAACAAGAUCCGAAUCGUCAAGAAUCUCCUCAACGGUACGGUUCCGGAGGGAUUAUUCAAUCUACCGCUCGUUACGAUCAUCGAGCUCACCGAUAACUUCUUCUCCGGAGAUCUUCCGGGGGAGAUGUCAGGCGACGUUCUCGAUCAUAUCUACUUAUCUAACAAUUGGUUUACCGGUUUAAUCCCCCCGGCUAUCGGUAAUUUUAAAAAUCUACAGGAUUUAUUCUUAGACCGGAACCGGUUUAGCGGGAAUAUUCCGAGAGAAGUUUUCGAGUUAAAGCAUCUCACUAAGAUCAACACGAGUGCUAACAACCUCACCGGCGACAUCCCUGACUCGAUCUCGCGAUGCACUUCCUUAAUCUCCGUCGAUCUCAGCCGUAACCGAAUCGGCGGCGAUAUCCCGAAAGACAUCCACGACGUGAUUAACUUAGGAACUCUCAAUCUCUCCGGGAAUCAACUCACCGGCUCGAUCCCGAUCGGAAUCGGGAAGAUGACGAGCUUAACCACUCUCGAUCUCUCCUUCAACGACCUCUCGGGGAGAGUCCCACUCGGCGGCCAGUUCCUAGUCUUCAACGACACUUCCUUCGCCGGAAACCCUUACCUCUGCCUCCCUCGCCACGUCUCGUGCCUAACGCGUCCCGGCCAAACCUCCGAUCGCAUCCACACGGCGCUGUUCUCGCCGUCGAGGAUCGCCAUCACGAUAAUCGCAGCGGUCACGGCGCUGAUCCUCAUCAGCGUCGCGAUUCGUCAGAUGAACAAGAAGAAGCACGAGAGAUCCCUCUCGUGGAAGCUAACCGCCUUCCAGCGGCUCGAUUUCAAAGCGGAAGACGUCCUCGAGUGCCUCCAAGAGGAGAACAUAAUCGGGAAAGGCGGAGCGGGGAUCGUCUACCGCGGAUCCAUGCCGAACAACGUCGACGUCGCGAUCAAACGCUUGGUGGGACGCGGAACAGGGAGGAGCGAUCACGGAUUCACGGCGGAGAUACAAACUCUAGGGAGAAUCCGCCACCGUCAUAUAGUUAGACUAUUUGGAUACGUGGCGAACAAGGACACGAACCUGCUUCUCUACGAGUACAUGCCUAACGGGAGCCUCGGCGAGCUUUUGCACGGGUCUAAAGGAGGUCAUCUUCAGUGGGAGACGAGGCACAGAGUAGCCCUUGAAGCGGCGAAAGGACUGUGUUAUCUUCAUCAUGACUGUUCGCCGUUGAUCUUGCAUAGAGACGUUAAGUCCAAUAACAUUCUUCUGGACUCUGAUUUUGAGGCCCAUGUUGCUGAUUUUGGGCUUGCUAAGUUCUUAGUGGACGGUGCUGCUUCUGAGUGUAUGUCUUCAAUAGCUGGGUCCUAUGGAUACAUCGCUCCAGAGUAUGCUUACACUCUCAAAGUGGAUGAGAAGAGUGAUGUGUAUAGUUUUGGAGUGGUGUUAUUGGAGCUGAUAGCUGGGAAGAAACCGGUUGGUGAGUUUGGGGAAGGAGUGGAUAUAGUGAGGUGGGUGAGGAACACGGAGGGUGAGAUACCUCAGCCGUCGGAUGCAGCUACUGUUGUUGCGAUCGUUGACCAGAGGUUGACUGGUUACCCGUUGACUAGUGUGAUUCACGUGUUCAAGAUAGCGAUGAUGUGUGUGGAGGAUGAGGCAGCGACAAGGCCGACGAUGAGGGAAGUUGUGCACAUGCUCACUAACCCUCCCAAGUCCGUCACUAACUUGAUCGCCUUCUGACCAAAUCUAAGAUUAAUGAAAAAAUAAUGUGUUUUGUGUGUAAUGAUGAUAAUAUUUUGUUGUGGUGUUUCUCUAAGUGAACAUAUAUGGUUUUUAAAUUACCUUCGAGUUGUAUGUAUGUAUAUUUGUUGUGUGAUCGAUUUGUAUAUUGCCUAUUAUGUGUUUUUUAUCUA
Brassica oleracea var. oleracea is the source of this 3419-nucleotide messenger RNA. Its product is annotated as receptor protein kinase CLAVATA1. The transcript is spliced from 2 exons. The record is from RefSeq and is a predicted model, not a curated record. The coding region runs from base 283 to 3246 and encodes 987 amino acids. Gene Ontology annotation, biological process: protein phosphorylation. Gene Ontology annotation, molecular function: ATP binding; receptor serine/threonine kinase binding; protein kinase activity. Lineage: Eukaryota; Viridiplantae; Streptophyta; Magnoliopsida; Brassicales; Brassicaceae.